AUGGGUGACAUUCGUGUUUUCCGUCUCUUUCAGAAAUGGAGUCUAGACUGGAGAGGAACGGCCCAGUGGAAGCUGUCCCUGCAGGAGUAUCCCCUGAGCUGGACCUGGAAGAGCUGGGAGGGGGCUGCCCCUGGGGCUGUGCAUCAGGAGAGGCCGGGACAGCUUCAGGAAGGGCCCCUUCAGAGCAUCAGCCAGGAGACCCCCAGCCAGGAAUUCCAGGAGGGAGGGGACCCCACAAGUGCGGCUCGUGGAAUCCCAACUGGGAGAGCCCCUGCCGUCACUGAGAAGCCCUGUGUGUGCCAGGAGUGCAGGGAGGCCUUUGUGCACUGCACCGAGCUGGCGCAGCCCCAGCGCGCGCACGCCCUGGACAAACCCUUCGCGUGCGGCGAGUGUGGGAGACGCUCCCGCAGGAAAGCCACGCUCACGGCGCACCGGCGCGUCCACACUGGCGAGAAGCCAUUCACGUGCGCGGAGGGCGGCAAGGCCUUCUGCCAGCUUGCCAACCUCACGGUGCACCGGCACAACCACAUGGGCGACCGGCCCUACCGGUGUGCCGAGGGCAGCCGCGCCUUCGUGCAGAACACGCAGCUGCUCGGGCACCGACGCACACACACCGGCGAGCGGCCCUACAAGUGCGGCGAGUGCAUUAAGGUGCACCGGCGCAUCCACACCAGGGAGAAGUCCUUCGUGUGUGACCUGUGCGGUAAGCGCUUCACCAAGCGCUCCUCCCUCCUCGGGCACCAGUGGGCCCCCAGAGGCGAGAGGCCCCACCCGUGCAGGGUGUGCGGGAAGGCCUCCCGCAAGAAACCCGAGCUGGGCAACCACCACCGCACGCACACGGGCGAGCGGCCGUUCAAGUGCUACGAGUGCGGCAAGGCCUUCAGCCAGAAGGCGUGGCUCGUGGUGUACCGGCGCAGCCACACGGGCAAGAAGCCUUUCCAUUGCAGCGCCUGCGGGAGAUCCUACAGCCAGAAGGGCUACCUCACCGUGCACCGGCGGCCCCAUACCGGAGAGAGACCCUUUGGGUGCACGGAGUGCGGCAAGACCUUCAGCCAGAAGGCGCACCUCUCCAUUCACCUGCAGAUCCACACGGGCGAGAAGCCCUUACCGCUGCGAUGA
Messenger RNA from Mesoplodon densirostris (Blainville's beaked whale), 1119 nucleotides. Its product is annotated as zinc finger protein 239-like. Gene Ontology annotation, biological process: regulation of transcription by RNA polymerase II. The coding region runs from base 1 to 1119 and encodes 372 amino acids. The record is from RefSeq and is a predicted model, not a curated record. Lineage: Eukaryota; Metazoa; Chordata; Mammalia; Artiodactyla; Ziphiidae. The transcript is spliced from 2 exons. Gene Ontology annotation, molecular function: RNA polymerase II cis-regulatory region sequence-specific DNA binding; DNA-binding transcription factor activity, RNA polymerase II-specific.